Racocetra persica is the source of this 703-nucleotide messenger RNA. Lineage: Eukaryota; Fungi; Glomeromycota; Glomeromycetes; Diversisporales; Gigasporaceae. The record is from the annotation of a GenBank genome assembly.
AUGCCCGACGACGAGAAAGAAUUAGCCCAUAUUCGUAAUAUCGGUAUCAUGGCCCACAUUGAUGCUGGAAAAACUACUACUACUGAACGAAUGCUUCACAAGAGUGGAGAAAAACAUAAAGUUGGCGAUGUUGAUACUGGAGACACUACUACCGACUAUGACUCACAAGAAAGAGAACGAGGAAUAACCAUUUACUCAGCGGCCGUUACUAUCACUUGGCAAAGCCCGGACAACCCCCAAGUUCACCAAAUUAAUAUCAUUGAUACUCCGGGCCACGUGGACUUCACGGCCGAAGUAGAAAGGUCGUUGCGAGUUUUAGAUGGAGGAAUAGUAGUGCUGGACGGCAAAAAGGGGAUGGAUGGGGUGGAUAAUGAAGAAAAAUUUACUGAUUGUCUCAAAAGCCUGCGAGACAAAUUACGGGCAAAAACAUUAGUAGUGCAAUUUCCCAUUGGAGCCGGCAAAGAAUUAAAAGGGAUAGUGGACGUGGUAAAACAAAAAGCCUAUUAUUUUCAACUAGGCGACCAGGCCGAAAAUUACCACGCCGAGGAAAUUCCCACUAAUUUGAUAGCCAGGACGCAACAAUAUCGGCAGGAAUUAAUUGAGAAGUUGGUUGAAGGAGAAAUGGAAAGGAUAAGCCAAGACUGUACUAAAAAGAUUAAAAAAAUCAAUGAGGAAGCAGACCAGAAAAUCAAAGAAGCAAAAA